This is a messenger RNA of Vitis riparia (riverbank grape), 1403 nucleotides long. RefSeq names its product ferredoxin--NADP reductase, leaf-type isozyme, chloroplastic-like. The transcript has 9 exons. The coding region runs from base 67 to 1158 and encodes 363 amino acids. Gene Ontology annotation, molecular function: oxidoreductase activity. The record is from RefSeq and is a predicted model, not a curated record. Lineage: Eukaryota; Viridiplantae; Streptophyta; Magnoliopsida; Vitales; Vitaceae.
UUCUUCUUCCGAUCCUCACAACCCCACCGAAAUUCUUCUCUCUCUCAUUUUCUUCAACAAAAAAUCAUGGCUACCGCUGUCAAUGCUGCAGUCUCUCUUCCAUCAUCGAAGUCAUCUUCUCUCCCCAUCAGAAACCAUAUAAUAGUCUCCCCAGAAAGAAUUAACUUCAAUAAGUGUUUCUUGUACUCGAGAAACGUCUGUGUUGGCCGGAAAGUAGUUACCAUUAAAGCUCAGGUCACUACAGAGGCUCCUGCAAAAGUAGAGAAGGUUUCUAAGAAAAACGAUGAGGGUGUGGUUGUUAACAAGUUCAGACCCAAGAAUCCUUACAUCGGAAAAUGUCUCCUCAACACCAAGAUUACUGGAGACGAUGCUCCAGGAGAGACCUGGCACAUGGUAUUCACCACUGAGGGGGAAGUCCCAUAUAGAGAGGGGCAAUCUAUUGGUGUGAUUCCGGAUGGUAUAGACAAGAAUGGGAAACCCCACAAGCUUAGACUCUACUCUAUUGCCAGUAGUGCUCUUGGAGACUUUGGGGACACAAAAACUGUUUCAUUGUGUGUAAAAAGGCUUGUCUACACCAAUGACCAAGGAGAGAUAGUUAAGGGAGUUUGCUCAAAUUUCUUGUGUGACUUGAAGCCUGGGGCUGAUGUCAAAAUCACAGGACCUGUUGGGAAAGAAAUGCUUAUGCCAAAAGAUCCAAAUGCCACUGUCAUAAUGCUUGCAACUGGUACUGGCAUUGCUCCUUUUCGCUCAUUCUUGUGGAAAAUGUUCUUCGAGAAAUAUGAAGACUACAAGUUUAAAGGGUUGGCUUGGCUCUUCUUGGGUGUCCCAACAACUAGCUCCCUGCUGUACAAGGACGAGUUUGAGAAGAUGAAGGAGAAGGCCCCAGAAAACUUUAGGGUUGACUAUGCUGUCAGCAGAGAGCAAACAAAUGAGAAGGGCGAGAAAAUGUACAUUCAAACCCGGAUGGCUCAAUAUGCAGAGGAGCUAUGGGAGUUACUUAAAAAGGAUAAUACCUAUGUGUAUAUGUGUGGGCUGAAGGGAAUGGAGAAGGGAAUUGAUGACAUAAUGGUGUCUUUGGCUGCUAGAGAUGGUAUUGAUUGGACCGAAUACAAAAGGCAAUUGAAGAAGAGCGAGCAGUGGAAUGUUGAAGUCUAUUGAUAUCAGUUGCAUAGGGGGUUUACAAACAUCUAUUUACUGAAGAAUAUCCAUUGUUGUAUGAUUGAUUUCUUCCUGUAGUGGGGAUAGGUGAACUUCUCUUGAUUUGCCUUUUUCUUUUUCUUUUUUUUUUUUCUCCAUUUGGCGAUUGUAUUAUUUUGCUUUACAUGAGGAGGACAUGGAUGAUAAAAUAAGUUGCAAAAUGAAUUCAAGCUCAUGAAAAUAUGAUUAGAUUCUGGCAUUCUGCA